Molecule: messenger RNA, 423 nt
Organism: Fraxinus pennsylvanica
Lineage: Eukaryota; Viridiplantae; Streptophyta; Magnoliopsida; Lamiales; Oleaceae
Source: the annotation of a GenBank genome assembly
AUGGCACUUUCAAUUGCAGAUGCCACCACCGUUACGGCAUCUAUCAAUGGAACUCUAUUCUGCACUGUCAAUGGUAGCCUUGGUGUGAAUGGCUCUGCGACACCCGUUUUCCCUAAUGCUUUGGUGCAGUUGCAAUGCGGCGGUGGUAAUACUGUCGUGGCUAGUGCAACUACAAAUUCUGCCGGGAUGUUUGCUAUCAACUUGAACUUCAACAUCUUGGGACCUUCCCCGGUUACUUUAGCCAAUCUAUUAGGCGGCCGUUGCCGACUACGUGUUGCAACACCUCUCGUCAGCUGUAAUUCAACCCUGCCACCAGGCAAUCUAGUUUCGGCACCCUUACGUUUGAUUGUAACUGCUAGCAAUGGACUUAUAAUCAUUUUCAGGUUUGGAACUACUGGGUUCACACUCACCGCUUCGAAUUAG